This is a messenger RNA of Corylus avellana, 2472 nucleotides long. RefSeq names its product UDP-glycosyltransferase 75C1. The record is from RefSeq and is a predicted model, not a curated record. Gene Ontology annotation, molecular function: quercetin 7-O-glucosyltransferase activity; quercetin 3-O-glucosyltransferase activity. NCBI's taxonomy places the organism in Eukaryota, Viridiplantae, Streptophyta, Magnoliopsida, Fagales, Betulaceae.
AAAUGGCAGGCCUUUCUCCAAAUCGUCACUGCAAACGUCAUAACAACUAUUCCCCCCAUCCUUUAUACAUCCUUCUGCGUCCUCAUCAUGAAUGUCUCAAAAUUUGAGCAACCAGAGCCAUUUGCACAGAGCAGUUACAGCCAAUACACCAUCAUGGUCCGGCCCCACUUCCUCCUCAUAACAUUUCCGGCCCAGGGCCAUAUCAAUCCCGGCCUCCAAUUCGCCAAGCGCCUCAUUCGCUUAGGGGCGCACGUCACCUUCGUCACCACCGUCGCCGCCCGCCGCCGCAUGGCCAAAAUCCCUGAUCCCAACGGCUUGUCCUUCUCCACCUUCUCCGACGGCUACGACGACGGCUUUAAAGAUGGUGACGACGCCGGCAACUACAUGUCCGAGAUCAAGCGCCGUGGCUCCCAAGCUCUCACUGAUCUUGUCGUGUCCAGCGCUAACGAGGGUCGCCCAUUUACAGGCUUGGUCUACACCACCUUCCUCCCUUGGGCUGGGGACGUGGCGAGUGAACUUCACCUCCCAUCGGCGGUUAUUUGGAUUCAACCCGCCAUGGUUUUGGACAUAUACUACUACUUCUUCAAUGGUUAUGGUGAUGUCAUCAGGAACAGCAGCAAUGACCCCUCCUGUCCGAUACAAUUACCGGGACUGCCAUUGCUCACUAGCCGUGACCUGCCGUCCUUCUUGCUUGCUUCAAAUACGCAUACUUUUGUGCUCCCAACGCUUCAAGAGCAACUUGAAGCGCUUGGAAAAGAAAGCAAGCCGAUAAUAUUAGUGAACACCUUUGAUGCACUGGAGCUGGAGGCGUUAAGAGCGAUCGAAAAGUUCAAUUUGAUUGGAAUUGGGCCGCUAACGCCGUCUGCUUUUUUGGAUGGAAAAGAUCCAUCCGACACUUCUUUUGGAGGAGAUCUUUUCCAAAGUUCCAAGGACUACAUGGAAUGGCUCGACUCCAAGCCCAAAUCAUCCGUUGUAUACGUGUCGUUCGGGACCUUAUUAGUGUUAUCCAAGCAACAAAUGGAGGAAAUUGCACGCGGAUUGUUGGAUUCCGGCCGGCCAUUCUUGUGGGUCAUAAAAGCUAAGGAAAACGGAGAAGAAGAGAAGCAAGAAGAUAAAUUGAGUUGUAUGGAGGAAUUGGAAGAAAAGGGAAAGAUCGUGCCGUGGUGCUCUCAAUUGGAGGUUUUGUCACACCCCUCAUUGGGAUGUUUUGUGACACACUGCGGGUGGAAUUCAACUUUGGAGGGCUUAAGUUGUGGGGUGCCAGUGGUGGCGUUCCCCCAGUGGUCGGAUCAAGGGACAAACGCGAAGCUGAUUGAGGACAUGUGGAAGACGGGAGUGAGGGUGGCUGCAAAUGAGGAUGGAAUUGUGGGAGGUGAUGAGAUCAAGAGAUGCUUGGAAUUGAUUCUAGGAGGAGGGAGAGGGGAAGAUAUUAGAAGGAAUGCUAUGAAAUGGAAGGCUUUGGCUGCAGAGGCUGCCACUGAAGGCGGUUCUUCGUAUAACAAUCUUAAAGCUUUUGUCGAUGAGAUUGUACAAGAUGAAUUUUGUCUUCUGCUCAUACAGGGAUAUUUCAAGUAACUCUCUUGGUGUAUAUAUCCCUCGGUCACUUGGGAAGCUGGAUGUGCACAUUAUUAUUGUUGCCUUUUUGGACAUUUUGAAGCAAUGUGUCAACCAAUUUUCUGAUGGGGCCAAUACCCUCUGAUGGUGUGCUAAUCAACUUAACAGAAAGCUCAUAAGCGCAGCUUCUCCUGAUCUGUUUUGUUUAUAAUGUGAAUUUUAUCAUCAAGCAGCUCAUUGUUUAAUAAUUCAUGAGAUUUAAGGGAGUUUUCUAUACUAAAUUCAUUUUCUUUUAAUAAUUUUGUUAGUUGGUAAGAGACAAGUAUUAUUAAUGAAAUAUUACAGAAUAUUGUUGAUGAUGGGGAAGGCGACAGAUUUCAUUGCUACUCUACUCUUGACAAAACUUUGUUUAUGUUCUGUAACCUGCCACAGUCACUGGCCAGUUGUUUUAAGCUUAACAAUGCAGUAAUUUACCCAAAAUAUUAUCCUAAUGGCCAGACCAUUGGGGUACUUAUACAGUUGUAUUAAGCUUAACAAUGCAGAUUUGUUGGCAAUCGUGGUUUGUGUGGUAAGUAAAUCAAUAUGGCAUUCAAGGAAGAUGAUGGAGGACCUGAAACUAAUUCCCAAUCUCCAACCUCAGGUAAAUAAUUACACAUAGGAACUUCGUUGGUUGUGUUUUAUUUCACUGGAGAUAGGUGGAAAUUUUGGAUCAUGGAGCAUUCAGCUUCCAUUUAUUAGACAGUGAGGAUUAUACGAUUUGUAUGGUCUCCAUACUGAUCUGAAGAGUUGUUAGAGUCCUGAUGGAGCGCAAUCAUUUUAGUUAAUCGAUUCAUACUUUUGACAUCAUUGUAUUCAACACGGGAUUAAUUCUGAGGACUUAUACUAUCUAGAAUUUCACCUUAGUAGCCCAAAAUCAGG